AUGAACGACAUCGUUACGCGCUCUGCAGUAACGACACCUUCGUGCUCUGGUGCUUCAUUCACUAUCAUCUCUAGCCAAUCUGGUAUGAGCUCUAGCGCUGUUACACCCACGGGCACCAGCACUGCUACUGUAACCGGUAUUGUGCCUGUCUCUGCUGGCAAUAGAAACGUCGCCGUAGAUGCACACGAUUAUAAACUGAGCUUUGCGCGCCAGACCCAGUCUCUUGCUCACAUUGAUGUCGCCGACCUGUUUGCUGUGCGUGCUGAGUUGGGUACCUUCGUGUUCUGGUAG
Trichoderma aggressivum f. europaeum is the source of this 291-nucleotide messenger RNA. RefSeq lists its product as uncharacterized. The transcript is spliced from 2 exons. Lineage: Eukaryota; Fungi; Ascomycota; Sordariomycetes; Hypocreales; Hypocreaceae. Bases 1 to 291 code for a protein of 96 amino acids. The record is from RefSeq and is a predicted model, not a curated record.